AUAUUCUAUAUGAAGAAUGGGAUGAGAAGCACCAAGUAUAAACCAGUGGACUAUCAAAAACUGCGUGCAUUAACUGAAGCAAAAAAAUUAGCUUCUGCCUCUGUAGAGCUAAAGAUCAGAAAAGCAGUGCAGACUUCAAAGACAUACAAAGAACAAACACUGAUAAAACAACACAAGCAAGUGUGGUGGCAGGAACACCAAAGGCUAAAGGAAGUCAGGUGUUUUCAUACGGAUAGAAGUUUCUUAUUCUGGCAAGUUGACUCUGUAAAAAGACAAUUGAAAGCUGUCUUUGAAAGACUUGUCCUGGAGCAACAGAAAAUAGAAAAUGAUCUCUUAGACUGGAGUAUGAAAAUACUAGAUCAUUUUUCAGAAGAAAAAACUAACCUGCUUAGUGAAUUGCCCAUGGAAUUAGAAAGUUUGGAAUGUCCAUACCCUGAUUUGAAAUCUUCAAUCCUUAAUGAGUUCUAUAACUUUACAGACAAAUUUCAAAAGAAACUUCAAGAUUUUGAUCUGCAGUUAGAAGACAUAUACAGAAAUUUUCAACUAAGUGAAGAAGACCACUGGAUUUACCAGGCUAUUUUGGAUCAGUAUCCUGGAGAUCUCUUUGGCAGAAGAACUCUGUAUCUGGACAUGUUACAAAGAUACUUUCCUCACAAAUCUAGGCAUGAUUUGGUGGAACAUGAGAAAUAUUGUGACCAGUAUCGCUUUGCUAGGGAGCAGCAAAGGGUCCUGUUAUCAAAUUGGAAUAAGAACAGGAAGGACUUUAUACAGAAGGCUCUGCUGGCCCUUCUGGAGGCCUGUGCAGCUCAUGAAAUGGAGAGCACAUUGGCUGAGGACAGGAAAAAGCAACAGGCAUUGUGUGCUGAUCUGAAAGCCAAGGUUCUUCAAUGGCGAGCUCACCAGGAAGAGGUAGCAAGACUGGAAAUGGAAAUUUCUGCCAGAAGAAGAGAAAAGGAAGAGGAGAAAAAGAAACUGUGGAAAAAGAAAGAAUUGAUGCAAAGAGAGGAGAAGAAAAAAAAAAUAAGAAAAUACUGGGCUAAGAAAGAACAGAAGUGGCAGGAAAUGGAAAUGAGAGAUCUUCAGCGUCUAGAAGAACUGAAGAAAUUAAUGGCUGAACAGUCGGUAAAAGACAGAGAAAG
Galeopterus variegatus (Sunda flying lemur) is the source of this 1139-nucleotide messenger RNA. RefSeq names its product coiled-coil domain containing 148 (gene CCDC148). NCBI's taxonomy places the organism in Eukaryota, Metazoa, Chordata, Mammalia, Dermoptera, Cynocephalidae. The transcript is spliced from 9 exons. The record is from RefSeq and is a predicted model, not a curated record. The annotation marks the transcript as partial.